UUGUCAGCAAAUCACAACAGAAAUUAAACCUUGGGGGAGUCGACUAUUAACGGGAAACAUUGCGAAGAUAGCGGAGUGUAUGCCGGGUGUGGCAGCGACGGCGGUACAUGGUACGACAGCGGAGGCGGCGCGGCGAUGCCGGUGAGCGCGUGUUCGAGUGGGCUGGUGGUGACAGCGCUAGUGACGCUGCUGCUGCUGCCGGCGCAGUACUACGUGCCCGACUUCGUGCUUCAGGAGCGCAGUGCGCCACCGCCCGCGCCGCCAGCACUCGCCGCUACCACGCGCUGGCCCGAUGUCGAACUCGUUUACUUUCCCACGCUAGACCUGGUUUUCACCUUUACGCUCUUGCUGCUAGGACUGUUUACUUAUCUGUGUGAGUGGAUACAGAGAAAACUGAUGGAGAGGAGGAUAGUCAAGUUGAACCAGUACCUGGGUGCGAGCGUCGAGCGGCUACGCGCAUGGGACGCGCAGCAGGAGCAGCUGGAGUCGACGCUCAAGAUGGUGCAGAACGCCACCUCCGAGUAUAAUUUGCUAUUAUAUCUGCUGCUGCGCCAGCACCGCUGCCUUGCCAAUAACGGCCAGCCCUCUAACUGCUUUUUCGACAAAGAAAUCGAGGACGAAUUCAAUUUUUUAAGGAACCCCACACUCGACGCGUGAUUGUC
Molecule: messenger RNA, 662 nt
Organism: Hyposmocoma kahamanoa
Lineage: Eukaryota; Metazoa; Arthropoda; Insecta; Lepidoptera; Cosmopterigidae
Exons: 2
Coding region: 136-657 (173 amino acids)
Source: RefSeq, a predicted model, not a curated record